GUCGUGUUACUUUUUCUCCUCCUCUUCCAGUCUUGUGAGAAGCAAAAUGAACUAAGGAGCGUGAAGUUGCGACUGUAGCCAGGAAACCCGUAAGAUAAGAGUUUUGUAAAGGCUCAACGAGGCCUCGUGGCUUCUAUCGUUUAACUUUGCUGGUUGUCAUCGAAGAAACGACGGAGAAAUGGCUACAAAAGGGAGAAGUGGCCACACUGUCACGAUGGAAGAGGACGCUGAAAGUUGAGGAUCUGUCAGAGUCACAAAGAUGUGCACUGGCCUUCAUCAUAUUUGCCUGAGCUUCAUCAUCAUUGACGCUAUGUUGAGUUGUUGAGUAACUUUAGUAACUGCGCAGUAAGCCAACACGGUGUGCCUGCAGAUCUCUGAUCAUGUGUUUGUGAUGAUACAUGGGCUGCACUUCCCAUAUCCCAUUCCUAUUGUCUGUAACAAGGACACGUCUUCCUAUUCAGACCCUGUCCUCCUGAACCCACUUCCUUCCCUUUGAGUUUCUGGGCCAUGCUCCGCAAGAGAGGUUCUGUCAUUCUUUGCGGUGCGUUCCUGUUUAUCACCUGGAACGCCAUACUGGUACUUCUGCUGUGGGGCAGACCCCCAGCCGGCCAGCCGGGCGAGCCUGGCCGAGAGCAGGGGGGAGUGGCUGAGGGGCCUACCAAUGAUUUGAUAGGAGAUGUGCUCCAAAUGGCAGACACGUUCGAAGCAGAACUUGAAAUGCAGAAAAAUAUCCUUCUGCAGAUCCAGAAUCAUCAGUCACUGUGGGAGACAUCAAACAGAGGCAGACCAAAGGUUGCUGUUCCUCGUCAGCCUGUCAUUCCUAUCCUGGUAAUCGCUUGUAACAGGGUCACUGUGAGGCGCUGCUUGGACAAACUUCUGCAGCACCGUCCUUCAGCAGAGCUUUACCCAAUCAUAGUGAGUCAGGACUGUGGACACGCUGAGACUGCUGAGGUGAUUCGUUCUUAUGGAGAUCAAGUAACUCAUCUGCAACAGCCGGACUUGUCAGAUAUCGCUGUGCAACCACAGCAUAAGAAGUUUCAGGGUUACUAUAAAAUCUCCAGGCAUUAUCGCUGGGCUCUCAACCAGGUGUUCAAGACCUUUUCUCAUUCCUCUGUUGUGAUUGUGGAGGAUGACCUAGAGGUGGCGCCAGACUUUUUUGAGUAUUUCCGAGCCUUGUUGCCACUCCUGAAAUCUGACCCCACUCUGUGGUGUGUGUCAGCCUGGAAUGACAAUGGCAGAGAUGGCUACGUGGAUCCAGGCAAAGCUAACCUGCUCUACCGGACCGACUUCUUUCCCGGUCUGGGGUGGAUGCUCCUUAAGGAAGUAUGGGAGGAGCUGGAGCCAAAGUGGCCUGCUUCAUUCUGGGAUGACUGGAUUCGCCAGCCAGAACAGCGCCGCAACCGUGCCUGUAUACGCCCAGAGAUCUCACGUACCUUGACCUUUGGCCGGCAAGGUGUGAGCCUGGGUCAGUUUUAUGACAAGUACCUGCGUUACAUUAAACUGAAUAACGAAUUUGUGCCUUUCACCAAGUUAGACCUGAGUUACUUGAAAGAGGAGACAUACAGAGAAGUGUUUGAGAAGGAAGUUUACAGUGCGCCCGUGGUUACAUAUGAAGAUGUUAGGCAGGGGCAGCUAAAAGGACCUGGCCCCUUCCGCCUUCAGUACUCGAGUAAGGACAGUUUCAAAGUGUUGGCCAAAAACCUGGGAAUCAUGGAUGACUUGAAGUCUGGAGUCCCUAGAACAGGAUACAGAGGGGUUGUCAGUUUCAUCUCAAGGGGACGGAGAAUCUAUUUAGCUCCUCCUCCUGGAUGGACUCAGUAUGAUACCACCUGGAGCUGAUAAUCCGGAAGAAAGCCUACAGAAAGCCUUUUUGCAAAUGUCAGUUGGGGAAAGCAUUCCAGACCAAAGAUCAAUCUUUGAUUGAAUUAUAUGUUCUCUUACUCACGUUUUUUGUCCUUGAUAAGGCAGAAUUGAUUGUCCCUCUUCCUGGUGUAGGGGUCAUUGCCAAUGCCACUCAGGUCUUUUUCACUAUUCCCAAACAUUUCUUACAAGUGUAGGACACCCUAAACAGUUUGUUAGACAGAACUGCUGUUAUUCAUCAGAAGUCUAUUUUUAUAUUAUGCUAAUCAUGCACAUACAUUAAUGCAUUCAAUGCAGUUACCUAGUUUGCCGAUUUUGUUUAAAUUAUUUGCAGUUUCUGAUCCUACAUGGACUGUUUGUCUGAUGCAAAUAUAACAACACUCUGUGGUAUGGUUACUUAUGGUGGUGGUGACUGGUCAUAACUGCAGUAUAAACUGUCAUUUGAUUCACAUUGUCUUCUAUGAAAAUCAGUUCUUCCUGCUUACAUUUUAAUGUAAAAUAAUAUUGUUUAAUGAUUCUCCAGUGUAAUAGGCUUUGCAGGUUUAUGACCUUGCAAAUAACAUUUGUGUGUUUGUAUUUUUGGAAUAAAAAAAAUACUUGACUUACCUUU
Messenger RNA from Scatophagus argus, 2470 nucleotides. It is a transcript of the gene mgat1a, whose product is annotated as alpha-1,3-mannosyl-glycoprotein 2-beta-N-acetylglucosaminyltransferase a. The transcript has 3 exons. The coding region runs from base 508 to 1839 and encodes 443 amino acids. Lineage: Eukaryota; Metazoa; Chordata; Actinopteri; Scatophagidae. Gene Ontology annotation, cellular component: Golgi apparatus. Gene Ontology annotation, molecular function: alpha-1,3-mannosylglycoprotein 2-beta-N-acetylglucosaminyltransferase activity. The record is from RefSeq and is a predicted model, not a curated record. Gene Ontology annotation, biological process: protein N-linked glycosylation.